Molecule: messenger RNA, 4897 nt
Organism: Harmonia axyridis
Lineage: Eukaryota; Metazoa; Arthropoda; Insecta; Coleoptera; Coccinellidae
Exons: 2
Coding region: 295-1416 (373 amino acids)
Source: RefSeq, a predicted model, not a curated record
UGUAAGGAAUUUCCUCGAUCUGAUUGAAUUACGCGAGUAGUCAGGUCAAUGAAUCAGAUUGCUUAAUACCAAUACGGAACGUUGUUAAAUUCGCAAACGUAUCAUCAGUAUGAUCGAUGAAUUCAUUCCGAAUACAGUGAGUUGCAAUAUUGUGAAAUUUAUCUAACGACAAAUUAGUGAAUAAGAACAUUGAAUGUUGUUUCUUUGUUAUUUACAGAGAAACACAGCUGUUUUUAUUUCAACCAGAAAGAUACUUAAUAACAUUAUAAAACAACAUUCUGGUUUUAAAUCACUAUGGAAAAGUUGAAGUUCACAUUCAAAAUGCUGGCUGCUUCAGAUGGGAAGUCAAAUGUGCUUUGUGUGACCAGAAUAACUACAACGGAUGGAAAUACAUUCAAAAUCCCAAAUGAGUAUUCAAAUGCAUUAUUACAUGUAGAAUUACUAAAAACUGCGGCAUAUACAAAAAUCAAGAAAACUUGCUCACAAAGAGGCCAAACAAGGAGAGUGUGGGUGAGUUUAACAAAAGAAAUGAGAAAUACUUAUUUUGAUGAGGAUGGAAAUAUCCAGUUUGAAAGCGUAUACUUAGAGGAAGUGAGUGAAGAAAGCAGUGACACAACUACAAGUACUAGUGCUCCAGAACAUUCAUUAGAAAAAUUAUUAGAGAAGAUACUGAAGAAAAACCAAGAAAAUAGUGGAGAGAGAAAUGUGGGUAAAUUGGCCACAGAAUUUACUAUCGGAAAAUUUGAUGGAAAAAAUGCAAAUGCAGAGCAAUGGUUAAGAAGUUUUGAAAAAGAAUGUGAAAGAUUCGAAAUUGAUGAAAAUUGUAAUAAAAUAGAAAUUUUGAAAUCAUUUAUGGAAAAAGUUGCUGCAGAUUGGUAUGAUUGUACUCUAUUGAAACUCACUAUCACAGCAGAAUGGAAUGAUUGGAGAGAAAAUUUUUGUAAGACUUUCUCAUGUAAAGGUUGGUCUCCAAUAAAAUAUGCAAUAGCAUUUAGAUAUCAAGCGGGCUCACUAUUAGAAUAUUCUAUGAAGAAGGAAAAAUUACUAUUACAAGUAAGAAAAACUAUGGAUAGUGAUACGCUUGUUGAUCUUAUUGCUAUGGGUUUACCCAACUCCAUAUUAGACAAAAUUGAUAGAGAAAAAAUAGUAAAAUCUGAAGAUCUACAUAAUGAAUUGAAUAAAUUAGAACAUUUAACCAUGAAAAAAAAUUCAGAAGUCAAAAAGUUUAAGCCUGACUUUAAAGGAAAAACGGAAAAAAUACCUUGUAAAAUAUGCAAAGAUAAUAACAAAGGAACAAGAUUUCAUCCCGAAAUGGAAUGUUGGUUUAGAGACCCAGAAAAGAAAGGUAACAAACUGAGACAAGUAAAUAACUUAACUUUAGAUGUAGAAUUAAGUACAGAUGAUACAAAAAACUAAUCGUACCACCAUUAAUUGAACUCAAAAUUAGGUUGAAUGAUAUUUUGGAAAUACCUGCAAUUUAUGAUCCAGGAUCAAAUAUAUCAUUGAUAAAUGCUAAAUUGAUUAAUGUAAAGACAAAAAAUGGCUAUAAAAAGAAAACUAAUUUGAGAACGAUUAAUGGUGUUCAUGAAACAGAUGGUAUGGUUAAAUUAAAAAUAAAAAUAUUAAAUAUAGAAAAAUAUGUAAACGUGUUCAUAAUCAAUAAUGAAAAUUUUAAGUACAAUUUCCUUAUAGGCCUAGAUUGUAUUCAAAAAUUUAAGUUGAUACAAAAUGAAAGAUUAGAGAUAGAACAAAAAGAUUCCGAAUCUAAUAUAUUAAUGAAUGAGUAUCAAAUUAAUUUUAAUGAACAUGUAGAGAUAAAUACUUUUAAUAUUUCAAUGAAUCAUUUGAAUAAUAUUGAAAAAAAAGUUAUAACAGAUUUAGUAAACAAAUAUAAAAAUAUUUUUGCUAAAGAUAAGUACGAUAUAGGUACUGUGAAAGACUAUGAAGCAAGAAUUGACCUCAUAGUAGAUAAAUAUUGUAGUAAAAGGCCUUAUAGAUGUACAAUUGAUGACAAGAAAGAAAUAGAAGUACAAAUAUCUCAAUUACUUGAAAAAAAUUUGAUAGAAGAAUCAUAUAGCCCUUUUACUGCCCCGGUAACUUUAGCCUUUAAAAAAGAUGAAAAUAGAAGAUCAAGAUUAUGCAUAGAUUUUAGAGAUUUAAACAGAAUAAUAGUCCCUCAAUCACAACCGUUCCCAUUAAUAGAAGACCUAGUAAUCAAAACAAGAAACUGCAAAUUUUUUUCAAAGCUUGAUAUUAAUUCUGCUUUUUGGUCAAUCCCUUUACGAAUUGAAGAUAGAAGAAAAACGGGAUUUGUAACCCAAGAAGGUCACUUCCAAUGGACUUGCCUACCAUUCGGAUUAAAAACAUCUCCGGCCAUUUUCCAAAGAAUUCUUAGUAAUAUAAUAAGAAAACACAAAUUAUCAGAGUUCACAGUUAACUAUAUAGACGACAUUUUAAUAUUUUCAAAAUCCUUUGAAGAACACAUAGAUCAUUUGACACAGUUAUUAGAAGCAAUCAUGAAAGAAGGAUUUCGAUUAAAACUCUCGAAAUGCACAUUCGCACUCGACUCAGUACAAUAUUUAGGCCACAUAAUAAAACAUAACACGAUCUCGCCAAUGAAGGAUAAUUUAAUAUCGAUAAGAAAUUUUCCUGUGCCAAAAAAUAGAAAAAAUGUUCGACAAUUUUUGGGUAAAAUUAAUUUUUACAACGAAUACAUACCAAAAAAUUCAAUAACUUUAGACCCACUACAUAAUUUACUGAGAAAAGGACAGGAAUUCAUUCGGUCAGAAAAAUGUCAAAAUGUAUUUGAUUAUAUGAAAAAUUUUCUUUGCAUCCAACCAGUUUUAGCCAUUUUCGAUCCAGGCUUACCGAUUCAUAUAUAUACAGAUGCAAGCUUGCAAGGCAUAGGUGCCGUUUUAAAACAACCACAACUGAACGAAAAUAGUAAAACAGAAAAACCAGUAGCAUAUUUUUCCAAGAAAUUGAAUGAAUCACAGAAAAAGAAAAAAGCAAUUUAUUUGGAAUGUAUAGCAAUAAAAGAAUCCGUAAAGUAUUGGCAACAUUGGCUUAUAGGUAAACACUUCAAAGUAUUUUCAGAUCACAAACCUCUAGAAAAGAUGAAUAUAAAAGCUAGAACUGACGAAGAACUAGGAGAUCUCACUUAUUACUUGUCACAAUUUGACUUUGAGAUAAUUUAUCGCCCGGGCAAGGAUAACUUAGAAGCAGAUUGCUUAAGCAGAAAUCCGGUGCUAGACGCUGAAGAAGAAGAAGAAGACAAGAUAAAAGUGGUGAACUUAAUAAAAUUAGAGGAUAUUUUAGAAGACCAGAAGCAGAAUAAAGAUAUAAAAAUCAAUAAAAAUGGACUGAGAAUGGACAGUAAAAAUAAUUUGUGUUAUAAAAAAGCAAGAAAUAAAGAGAAAAUUUUACUGUCAGAAGAAUUCAGUGAAAAACCAAUUAAGGACACACACAAUGAAUUUGGUCAUAUUGGAAUAAAUCAAAUGAAAAACAAAAUACUCACUCAUUAUACAGCAGCAAAUAUAUCAGAAAACAUAAGAAAAAUGUGUAGAUAUUGUGAGGUUUGCAUAAAAAAUAAAACAAGAGGACAAAACAAAAUUGGCUUAAUGUCACAUCUUGGGCCAGCAAAAAAACCAUUCGAAAUAGUCUCCAUAGACACAAUAGGUGGAUUUGGUGGCUCAAGAUCCACGAAAAAAUAUUUACACCUCCUAGUAGAUCACUUUUCAAGGUAUGCUUACAUAUUAACAUCGAAAACACAAAAUGCAAAUGAUUUUGUUAAACUAACAGAAAAUGUACUAAAAGAUCACGAUAUUCAAAUACUUUUGACAGAUCAAUAUCCAGGUAUAAACUCUAAAGAUUUCAAAAAUUUUUUAGUGAGAAAAGGGAUUACAAUGAUUUUUACAGGAGUUAAUGCACCAUUUUCGAAUGGUUUAAAUGAAAGACUCAACCAAACCUUAGUAAAUAAGAUAAGAUGUACAACGAACGAAGGAAAAAAUAAGCAUGCAUGGACAACUGUAGCUCAUAACUGUAUAGAUCAAUACAAUGAAACUGAGCAUACAGUGACGAAAUUUAGUCCAAAAUAUUUAUUAGAGGGCGAAGAUACAUCAAUAUUACCGAAUGAACUGAAAAAAAAUAAAAAUUAUAAUCAACUAGAAAACGAUAGAAUGACUGCAUAUAGGAAUAGUAUAAAAUAUCAUGAGUAUAAUAAGAAAUUAUAUGACAAAAAUAGGAAGGAGUUCGACUUUAAUGUGGGAGAUUUAGUGUACAUUGAAAAUGGCAAUAGAAUGAACCGGAAGAAAUUAGAUGAAGUGAGAAUCGGGCCAUAUAAAAUUUUGAAGAAGAUAUCGAAUUCAAUAUAUGAAAUUGAUAUAGGACAUAAGAAAUCAGAAUCAAAUAUAUUUCACAUUUCGAAGCUCAUUCCAAAACCUUGUUAAUGAAAACCUUAGCAUAUACUUAAAUAUAAAUUUAUAUAAUUUUUGCAAUAUUGUAAUUCACGCAAAAUUUUCUUGUACCAAAAAAAUUUUUGUCUUAAGGGGGGAGAUGUAAGGAAUUUCCUCGAUCUGAUUGAAUUACGCGAGUAGUCAGGUCAAUGAAUCAGAUUGCUUAAUACCAAUACGGAACGUUGUUAAAUUCGCAAACGUAUCAUCAGUAUGAUCGAUGAAUUCAUUCCGAAUACAGUGAGUUGCAAUAUUGUGAAAUUUAUCUAACGACAAAUUAGUGAAUAAGAACAUUGAAUGUUGUUUCUUUGUUAUUUACAGGUAGGAUUAAUAUUCUAGAUCAUGUAUGUAAGUGUAAAUAGUGUAUAUAAUAAUAAAAGCUUUAUUAUUUACAGAGAAACACAGCUGUUUUUAUUACAACCAGAAAGAUACUUAAUAACAUUAUA